CCGCUGGAUCUCAAGAUGACGGAGUCCUUCUGUCACGUCUGGGAUACAAGGAGACACGCUACGGGACAAACACAAACCGGUUACACGCUGCUGGCGAAGGUCCGCAUGGACACGGAGUUAGAGGAGAUGGACCUUCAGCUCUUCAAAGACUUCAUUGAGAGCACCUUUCCAGGAAGUUUACUGAAGGAUGAACACCAGGGAAUGGUCCACUAUCACCUGACUGACAAAACUCUCACCUGGGCACAGGUGUUUGGUGUUUUAGAAACAGCCAAAGAGAAGUACAGCAUCGAGGACUACUGCGUCAGCCAGAUCUCUCUGGAGCAGGUGUUCCUCAGCUUUGCCCAGUUCCAGCACUGCGCCGAGGCCUGCAGGAAAUGACACGCUCAAGCACUAAAAGGGCGGAGCUUCACCUGAUGAGUAGGAGGCACAGCGUUUGUGAGCAGUUUGAGUUUCAACGGAAAGUUCAACACACCAUCGGAAACAGUCUUUGAAUUUUAAUCGGUGGGGCUCCACACCGAAAAGAAAGGACGUUUAUUCAUCAUCUGUAAGGGCGACAGACGG
Cyprinus carpio (common carp) is the source of this 561-nucleotide messenger RNA. RefSeq names its product phospholipid-transporting ATPase ABCA3. Gene Ontology annotation, molecular function: lipid carrier activity; ABC-type transporter activity. The transcript is spliced from 4 exons. Gene Ontology annotation, cellular component: intracellular membrane-bounded organelle; membrane. The record is from RefSeq and is a predicted model, not a curated record. Gene Ontology annotation, biological process: transmembrane transport; lipid transport. NCBI's taxonomy places the organism in Eukaryota, Metazoa, Chordata, Actinopteri, Cypriniformes, Cyprinidae. The coding region runs from base 16 to 378 and encodes 120 amino acids.